GACGUUACGUACGCCGCCGUGGCGUGCUGCUGCGAGACAGCAACAUGGAGGCGUCCGCCUGGCAGCUCCCCGGGAGCCCCGCGGAACAGCGGCCGAGCCGCGCCUGAGAGAGCCGGAGCCUCCGCACCGGAGCCCCGCGGCAGAGCCUGCCGGAGCCCCGGUAGUCCCGCCCCGGUAGCCCCGCACCGGAGCGCCGCCGCUCCGCCUGCACCGCGUCCCGGGAGCAUGGCGGAGGGCGCCUGAGCCGCCUGCCUUCCUCCUGCGACCCGCACACCAGGCCGACUCCUAGGAAGAGGAGGCUGCACCAUGUAGGAGCUGUUCCCCAGCGGGACUCCAUACUGGGCUGUGGGGCAGCAUGGAGCCGGAGGGGCCCCCCCCGGCCCCCGGGACCAGCCAGGGGCCUCCACCCUCAGGCUCAGCACAACCCCCCGACACCCCGGCCUUCCUUAACUGCACCUUAGAGUCCUCAGGUUCUCCAGACCCGAGGCUGAUGGAGGAGGAGGAUGAUGAGGGCCUUCGGUCCAGCGCCGAGCCGGGAAGGAGCGCACAGAGGAGGUUCAAGUCCUCAGCCUUUCCUUCCUCCCUGAGCUGGGACUCUGACUCCGAGAGAGAAACGCUGGAUGAGGAGGACCUUCAGAACUUUGCUAACCCUCACGGUCUGGCUGCUCACAGCCCGGGAUCUCCGUCGUCUGGAAUCAGGCUUGAUAGUGAAGAUUACCAAGAACCUGAGAAACCGCAGCGCUUCGGCAGCACGAGGGACACAUGCACCCCGGUGGACGGGCGCAGCGGCGUGGACGACAGCACAAAGACAGAGCAGCCAAAGACGCCUCGGCCCGGCCAGAGAGAACCGGCAGACAGCGACGUCUGGAAUGUAUCAGAGGGAGCUGAGCCAUUUCUGUCCAAAGUAAAACCAAAGGAAGGCUGCCAAAUGGAGGAGGGGGCAGACGGCAGCGAGGGAGAGACCAUGCCUAAGGGGAGGGAAGCCAAGGAGCUGGAGAGAGAUGUUUACACCUUCCCCGGAGACUCGGACCCGGAGAGCCCCCCCCCUGCUCCCUGGGCCCACUGCACUUUCAUCCAGCGGUGCAGGAAGAAGAGGGUGCUGCUCCGGCCCUUCUCUGGACUCGGCACCGCAAAGCGCACAAUAGCUGAGGCCGACGGGUCGGCAAAGCCGAGCCCUCGAAAGUCCCGAAACCCUGAAACGCAAGCCCUGAAUCCAGGGGGAGGGGCGGAGGGGUUUGAAGAGGGAGCGAUGGAGCUGGGAAACAAAGCUGGGAAAGGGGACGGAGAGGAAGACGGAGGUGGGAUGGAGAACACGGAGAUCUUCACCUGCGUGGAGUGCAGCAUUUACUUCAGGAAGCAGGUCCACCUGCAGGAGCACAUGGUCGAGCACUGCCAGGGCGGCGGCGGGGGCGGCAGGCGAUCGGGGAAGGGCGGCCGCUUCCGCUGCGUCGAGUGUGGCUGGAGCCUGCCGAGCCGGGCCGCCCUGGCCGACCACAGCAGGAGCCACCAGGAGUCGCGCCAGAAGAUCCUGGAGGAGAUCGAGAAACUCAACGAGAACGGGAAGGGAAAAGAGACCCGGGCGCCGGACGGCGAAGCGGCUGUUACACAACACCCAGGCCUGGAUCCAGCCAAGAUAUCAGACCCAGACACGGUCACAUCUCCACCUCUAUCCCCAACUUCAGUGUCAAGACCGGACCCAGACCCGGAGGUCGUUGAAUUAAACACGACUCGGACCAACUCGGCUAGAAUCCCAGCGCAGACCCGACUCGUCUCUUCCUAUCGGCGCCGGUUUCUUUGCACCAAGUGCAGCUUCAGCGGAAGGACGUCGCAGGCUCUGGCAAACCACUCCAAGACCCACAACAGGAAGAAGGCCUCGUUCCAGCCCGACCCGGCCGCUCCUGGAUCCCCUCCGAGCCUGGCACCGCUCUCCCUGGCCUGUGGUCACUGUGCCUUCCGGACCGCGAGUCUGACCAAGCUGAGGGAACACCAGGCGCUUGUUCACCUGGAGCAGGUGUCCGUCCCGGGGGAGCAGGGCGGUGAGACGGGGCAGUGUUCAGGGUCCAAGGUGGAUGGACGAGUUUCAAAAACCUCCCCGACCCUCGACGGCCAGCCUGAACCCAGCUCUCCGGCCGACGGAGCUCAAAGCAGAAGCCAGAAGGGAAUCACUGCCUCUGAUGACGGCGCGGCUCCGGACGGUGCUGCCCGGCCCGCCGGCCGUCAAUCCAAUCAAUCCAGUCAAUCCAGCAGGAGAUUCAGCUCGGGAGGGAAGGCCGACCUGGCCAAGCCCGAUCCCCAGACGGGAGGAGACGUGCUCCCUGGGAGACCGGAGGACAAUCAGGAGCUUUCCCAGGAAGAGGCCGACUCUCCUGCGGGAGGGAAGCCCCGCACCAGAGCACAGCCCGGCACCGACGGCUCUUCUCCGCAGCAGAACAGGAAAGGUGUGAAGGAUGAAGACAGGCGUGAUGUGGAGAAGGACGGGAAGGUUUUCUUCCUGAGGAGGAGCAGCCGGGUAACAGCCGUUCACGCUGACAGCAGCGACGAGGAUGAAGACGAGAUUGACGAGGAGAGCCUGCGACGCUUCCUGGCGGAGGCCGCCUCGGACGAGGACAAGGAGGCGCUGGACGAGGACUCCGAGGUGCUGAAGACCGUGGAGAGGAAGUGCCCCUACUGCCCCGACCGGUUUCAUAACGGGAUCGGGCUUGCCAAUCACGUGAGGGGCCACCUGAACCGGGUGGGCGUCAGCUACAACGUACGCCACUUCAUCUCCCCGGAGGAGGUCAACGCCAUCGAGAGGAAGUUCUCUUACCAGAAGAAGAAGAAGAAAGUUGCCAACUUUGACCCAGACACAUUCAGCGUGAUGCACUGUGAGUUCUGCAGCGCCGGCUUCGACACCCGGGCCGGCCUGUCCAGCCAUGCCCGGGCGCACCUCCGCGACUUCGGCAUCACUAACUGGGACGUCACCAUCUCGCCGAUACACAUCCUGAGGGAGCUGUUCUCCAGCCGGCCAGACCUGGCCAUCCCCACGGCUCCCCCCCGGAGUCUCGGCAGCUCUUCGGAGGACGAGGGAGAAAAUGAGGAGGAGAAAAGGUGUGAGGGAGACGAGGAGGAGGAAGAGAUUUUCCGGGUGAAGCUGGAAGGGGAGACGAGCAGAAGGACUGUGAAUUCUACUGAUCCAAAUGCCGUGCCUUCAGCGUUUCGUCAGAGCUGGAAAGAGGAGGAUGGUGUUGAAGACUGUGAAGGCAACAAUGAGGAGGCAUCUGAGGAAGAGGACGAGGAGGAUCUGCAGUUCCCGGCUCUGGACGGUCUGAGCUCUCGUCCUGGGAACAGCGGGAACGCCGGCAGCCUCUCGCCCUCGGAAGAUGCAGACACCAAAGUCCACAACCUGAAGUGUGAGGUGUGUGACACCCCGUUCGAGACCCGGCGGGGCUUGUCCAGCCACGCCCGCUCCCACCUGCGGCAGCUGGGCAUCAGCGCGUCGGAGCGCAGCGGCGCCCCCAUCGACCUCCUCUACCAAAUAGCCAAGGAGCGCAAACCGGACGGCAAAAUAAGCCCGUCUCUCCUGGAGCCGCUGGCGACGAAGUCUCCCCCCCCGAUCACCCCGAAGGAUGAGGAGCCCGACGAGAUGGACAUAGACCAGAAGCCCCUGCUCCCCCUCUCCCUCCUGGCCAAGGCGGCGCCGCUGCGCUCCUCCUCGCCCACGCCCACGUCGUCUCCGGGCGCCUCCCCGGCCCCGUCCCACUCCGGCUCCCCCUCCUCGGUGGUGAAGAAGGCCCCCAUCUCCUCCCUGCUGCCCGUGUCCUCCCCGCUGCGCUCCCUGGAGGCCAAGGCCGGGGGCAUGAAGGGCCUGAGCUCCGGCCUGGGAGCAGCCAAACCGCUGUGGGCGCCGCAGGAGAACGACGCCCCGCUCAACCUCGCGCUGGAGGUGGACCCCAACAAGGACAUCGUGUGCCAGCUGUGCGGCGCCUGGUUCGAGACCCGGAAGGGCCUGUCCAGCCACGCGCGGGCGCACCUGCGCCACUUCGGCGUGGAGUACUCCGAGUCCAAGGGCUCCCCCAUUGACUUGCUGAACCAGCUCAUUGACAACGAGGACUUUAAGCACAAAGCCGGCACGCCGGAGCCGGACGGCCUCUGCGCCGCGCCCCCCGUCACCCCCAAGCCGCCCCUGCUGGCGCUCUCCUCCUCGCCCAACACACUCCUCUACAAGGUGACCGCGGCCGGGGGUGAGUCCACAUCCAAAGCUACCUCUUCCUCUGCCUCGUCUUUACUUGGCCCCCCUGCCAAGCGUCUAAAGACCUCUUCCAUGCAGGUCUUCCGCCUUAGUAGUGGGGAGCUCAUGGCCCUGCCUCACAGCGAACCCCCGAAGGAGAUAGGUUGCGAGUUCUGCGGGGAGUACUUUGAGAACCGUAAAGGCCUCUCCAGCCACGCCCGCUCCCACCUGCGCCAGAUGGGCAUCACCGAGUGGUCGGUCAACGGCUCCCCCAUCGACACGCUGCGGGAGAUCAUCACGCGGCGCGGCCUGCCUUGCGCCCUCCCCCUGAAAGCUCUGAAGACGCCGCCCCCGUCCUCCCCGGGCCCGCCCCGCUCCCCCGUGACGGCCUCCUCGUCCCCCUCGGCCUCCCUCUUCAGCCGCCUGCCCUUCGCCUUCGCCCGCCCCUCCAGCCCCCCCCACUCCCCGGCGUCCAAGUCCCUCCCCACGUCGCCCAACGGCCUGACGCUCAAGCUGAAGCCCGAACCGGUGCAGCUGGAGGUCACCGGCCCGGGGACCGUGGGCCGGUCCGCCGGCUUCUCCUCCGAAACGCUUCAUUCCAGCUGGAGCAGCGCCGACAACGCGUUUCCUCUCAACCUGGCCAGAGGCCACGAAGUGGAGCCCACCAGGGACAUCCGCUGCGAGUUCUGCGGGGAGUACUUUGAGAACCGUAAAGGCCUGUCCAGCCACGCCCGCUCUCACCUGCGGCAGAUGGGCAUCACGGAGUGGUCGGUCAACGGCUCCCCCAUAGACACCCUGAGGGAGGUCAUGCACAAGAGGGGGGUGGGCGGCUCCUCCCGCCCCGACGACGGGGUGAAGAAGGAGGCGGGCCGCGGGACCAGCAGCCCGUCGUGGGAGAAGGCGGGCGGCGCCGGCGGCUCGGAGGGUUUUGGUGUUUCCGGGUACCAGUCCUCCAAAUACCGUAAAUCUCCUCACAGUUUGCUGCAGUCGCCAUCCCGGUUUCAUAAGCAGGGCGUGGGGUCUGUGGACUCCGCGGGUGCCCCACUGGCUGGGAAGUUUUUUAGGAUGUCCCCACUGGCGAAAAGGCCUUUGUCUGAGGAGGCCCAGUCAGUGGAGACCACCCACUCAUCACCACACCGGCUUAAGAGUUUCUCAUCCCUUCCACAGGAGUUCUCCUUCAAAAGAAAACCCUCCCCAGAAAAGCCUGGGAACCGCGACCCCAGUUGUGAGCUGUGUGGUUUCUACUUUGAGAACAGAAAGGCUUUAGCUAGCCACGCGAGAGCCCACCUGAGGCAGUUUGGCGUGACCGAGUGGUGUGUAAACGGAUCGCCCAUCGAGACGCUGAGCGCUUGGAUGCGCAGCAGGCCCCAGAAGGUGCUGGAGAUGCAACGUAGCUACAUGCAGGGUAACCGAUCCAACCUCAAGAAGAAAGCCCCCUCCUCAUCUUCGUCCUCUUCCUCGUGGUCGUCUUCUCUGGCCGUCAGCCUGGUCCGGCCCGUGAGCCGCGAGGCCGGCCGCGGCGCUUCCAAAGCGGCGGAGGAGGACGCCGGUACAAGCUUCCAGGACGGCCCGGCCCGGCCCGGCCACAGCAGCCCCAGCGCGUCGCGGCUCUCCAGAGGCCUCUCGGCCCAGGUGGCUCGCAGCGAGCUCAACGUCCGGCUGCCCAGAGGUUGUGAGCGCCGGCCGUUGAAGCACCCGUCCUGUCCAGACGGGACGGACAGGGACACUCCCAACCCUCCACGCACAGGCACCGUCCCCGCGCUGGUGCCCAAACCCCCCUCCUACCCGCUGGUCAAGCUGGAGGGCAAGUUCUACACCCUGAAGUGCCGGUUUUGUGAGGUGGAGUUUCACGGUCCGUUGUCGGUGCAGGAGGACUGGAUCAGACACCUCCAGCAGCACAUCCUCAAGAUGAACUACAGCAAGCCUGCUGCCCCCAAAGCAGCCCCCGCCGACGCCCCGGCCCCGGCCCCGGCCUCCACCUCUACCUCCAGAACCACCUCCACCCCCACCCGGCCCGCGGCGCCCGAGAGCCCCUUCCCCUCGCCUCCCGCCAAGUGCGCUCCCGCCGCCGAGAGAGUAGCGGUGUCGGAGGAGCAGCCCGCCCUGAUUCCAGCCCCCGUCCCCGUCCCCACCCAGCCCGUGUAAGCUGACGCCCGUCGCCCAACUGUCCCCUCCCGCACCUUUUGGUUUUACUCCCCCGUUCACAUUUGUCCGCCCGUUUCUUUCCCCCCGGCCUUCACCAAGUGUUGUUUAGGAGGAGCGUUCUCCCUCUGAACAGCCCUCGGAGCCCCCAAGCACCUUUUUGAAGCAGCUCCAGACUGUUACUGAACCCCGUUGCCAUGGGAACGCAGCUUCCCCUGGCUCGCCUGUGGAUGGAGGAUGGGUGAUUUAUGGGAACUGUCCAAGGUCACGAGGAGAGAUGAACCAAUGUUUUGUGUUUGCCUUCUUUAUACUGAAUGUUGUUUAUUACUGUACGAGUUACGAGUCCCGUCGACGCGGGAGACGUGGGGGUUCCACGCGGUACCGGUCCAGCUCCAGACCCCGCCGCUCCGCUACGGUCUUCCCCUCCACACGUCUCCUCGCGAAGCUCUCCGCGUUUCUAAGACUUAAACGAUACCGUCUCUGUUCCUGCCAGCGCGCUGGCGGUUUUGGCUUCAGCUUCUCACUUUAAAAAGGUCCUGACUGAGAUUAAAAUGACAUUUCUAAUCAUGCCAGUCUUGUGUUCGAGACUAUAAAUAUGUGGUAACACUUGGUGUUAAGAGGAAAAAAAACAAAAGGCACUUUUAAAGUUGUCAUUCAGCACUUACAGGAAAGCUUAUUUUUCAAGCGGGCCAACGUGGGUCGGCAGGGUCCAGGUUGAUUCGGAGCAGAGUGGAAGCACACCCAAGAAGGGACAAAAAGGCCCUUCGAGUACAAACACAAUCUCAAAACAGUUGGGACUCUGUACAAUGUAAAUAAAAACAAUGUGAUGAUUCACAAGUCUCACAAUAGGAAACAGAAAUCGUUUCAGAUGUUAAAACUGAGGAAAGUUACAAGAACCAAAGGUCAUUUUGGGUUUGAUGGCAGAGGUUGGGGUGGGCUGAGGUUCGUCUCCUGGUUAAACAGCUCCAGCAACAGCUGGAGGUUUCAGCUUCUCAGUAAUCCCGGCUCAUCGUGUGCCAGAUGUUUUCAGCUGCUGAAAGCAGGCGCUCCACUAUAGCUCCUGGACUCCCCGGCAACCACGGGGGCGUAGCUGGAAGAUGCAGGGCCUUCUCUUAGAACGGGGGUCGGCAACCCGCGGCUCUAGAGCCUCAUGUGGCUCUUAAGCGCCGCCCUAGUGGCUCCAUGGAGCUUUUUCAGAAAUGUUUGACCCUUUUUUUUUUUCUCCUUUCUCUUUUUUUUCUUCUUUUUCCUUUUUUCUCUUUUUUUCUUUUUUCUCUUUUUUUUCUUUUUUCCUUUUUUUAUUUCGACUUUUUUCUCGACAUUUCGACUUUUUUCUCCAAAUUCUGACUAUUUCCUCAACAUUUCGACUUUUUUCUCGACAUUUCGCCUUUCGCCAUUUGCCUUCAUGCUAAUACAAGACUUUUCUUUUUUUGCAGCUCCAGACAUAUUUGUUUUUUGUAUUUUUGGUCCAAUAUGGCCUUUCAACAUUUUGGGUUGCCGACCCCUGCCUUACAACUACAUCAUGGAUGGGUGCACGUGUUGCUCUGAAUCCUGUAUACAGCAAUUCCAAAAAGAACCCGUGAAGUAGCAACCUUUUCUUUUUUCUUUUUUUCUUUUUCAAAUUGCGGAGAUCAGCACCGUCCCACCGCGACCCGAGUAAUUAGAUUUGAACAGGAAAAUCAGUGCAGAAGGUUUUGUCGACAUUAUGGGUUUUGGAGAAAAUUUGCAAACUUAAAUUUGGCAAGCUGUUUUACGUACAUGUACAUAUUAAACCGUAACGUUAUUGACACACAGGAAGUGAAGAAGCGGGGAGACUGUUUAGCCAAUCAGAAUGCAGAACACAAUGCAAAUCUGUGAAGCAGCGAGACCUUGAAAGGUGAACCGCGUUACUUCAAGUUGAAGCUAGAAACACUGCAGUCAUGUGACUGUUGCACAAAGGAGCACAUGGCGUGAAGAUUACCCUGAAGACUUGAACAAUCCGCUUCUUGUUGGCAUAAAGAGUCCAGAGUGUGCCGUUGUUCCUUCUGAUCUGAGCCUCGUUCUUCUUCCUCCAUGUUAAUCGAUUGGGGGUCACUUUGCAGCCAGAUCACACCGAGCUGUGCCGCUCAGUGGGAUCGGGGCUCCUACCCAAGUCUGCACCGAGCUCAGGUCUCCUCCUUACCUGAGAACCAGAUCAACGUUCCUCCACCCCGUCAGUCCGGAGGGUUCGUGGUUUCAGGCCGGUUUCAGUCCAUUUUACCUGAGCUUUAGUCUCGUCUUCAGCCUCGUCCUGCACACAGAGACUCCCCCAGAUUCUGGGGGGGUCACGUACUACAGAUGAAGCGGGCGUCUGCUUUAUUCUGAGCGUGUUUUUUUUAAAGUUGUACGUGCAGUUUGGGGAGCCUCUUUUCACGCCCAGCUCUGCUUCUGACUGGUUGCUAAUGAACAGAAUAAUCUGCAGGUAUUUCCUGCUUUUCCAGCCCUUUCCAGCCUUUUAAGGAAGUGUUUCUGCCAUCAAAUUCAAAAUGAGCCAAUAUUUUUCAUAAAAUGGGAAAAUGAGACCUUAUAUUAAAUAAAUGAUGAAUUUACGAGGUUUGUAAAUCAUUACAUUUAAUUUUUUACACGCCGUUCCAACUUUUUGGGAUUAAUGAUUGUAACAGCCCCCUCCCCUCCAAAAAAAACAAACAUUUAGCCUGAAUGUAACUCAAAGCACCUACUUCUAACUUAUAUGCACACACUCAUACACAAUCACGUGGCCCUGGCUGCGACGGCGUUCGUAGUCUUUACGUGUGCCCUCCACAGCCUGCUGUCCCAGCAGACGAAGCUGCUCUUGUGUGGAGGGCAUUAACCCCCCCCCCCCCUAAACCCCCCUUGACCUUUGAGAGUUGGGAAACACGGAGCCAUGAGCCAUAAAGCUUGGCGUUCCACAUUUCAGUGUCUCCGUUCCGUGUUGCCAUUUUUCUUCCUGCCAUUUUUCAAUGUGACCCAAAUAAUUUAUUUAUUGUUUCUGCAUCUGAAUGUGGUGAGUUAGGUCAUUUCAAAAGGUCAAGUAAGACCUUUUUCUAAUGUUUUGAAGGUAAGUCCCCAGUGUGGUGUGUGUUUGCGUGAGCGCGCGUGUAUGUGUGUGUGUGUGUGUUUUGCAUACGUACUAAAGUGUGCAUGUAUUUCCCCGUUUGUAAGAGAAAGACUGAAGUAACUUUUGCCUGAUAGGAAGACGUCUCCUUUGCUCAAAAACGAGCUCAUAUUUGAUCCCGUCUAUCGUUGUCCGAUCUGGACUUCACUUGCAUCCGCCGCCGCGUGAGGAUGUGCCAAAGAGUCUGUUUACUUCCCUGUGUCGCCUCUGUACAAGCUGUUUACAUCGGACCUGAGGGUGCAAAGCUACGGCAGAACAACGGACUGAACCGGCGGGGUUUCUGGGCCCGCGCGGAGCUCCCCGGGGCUCGUGGGCCGGGCCUCCCGGGACUGACAUUACUGUAGGAUUCCUUUAGUCCAACUCGACAUGAACACAAACCAAACCAGAGUCUACGUAGGGCUUUUGAGGACGGACACACAUCUGAUGUUGGGUUGAUUGUCUUAUCUUUUGAUUUUCUUCUUCUUUUUUUUUUGUUUUUCAUAUCCAUCUACGAGUCAUAUGUUAAGUAAAGGGUCCAUGUAGGUUUGGCAGCCUUUUCUAAGUUUGUUCCGGCGUUGCUCAUGCUUGAAAUAUGACUGUUUGAUCCAAACGCUAGCCCAACCAUGUUAUGGAGUAUAGAUACUAACUAUAUUACUACAUAUACUUAAACAACUGCUGGUGCUGAUAGAGCUAUCAGCAGUUCUGUUAGCAGGGUAGUUAAAAAUAAGUGAUCUUACUUCCUUUUAUUGUGAUUUGAGUUCAAAUUUUGAUGCUAUGUAUUUGAAUUGCUCUGUGCAUUUCUGUAUUUGCAGUCCUGCAAGGUGAAUCUUUAGAGUAUUUUUUAUUUCCUUUGUAAGUUUCUCCGAGCUGAAACUUUGGUGCUGGUGAGAACGCUGCAGCCGUGGCUCUGGCGAGUGACCGGGAAAAACACGAGGAGGGUUCCGGCGACGCGGCGGUCACAUCCUGGUACACUAAAGACUGGAGUGAGGAGGGCUGAAAGGGGACCAAUGGAGAAGCUGGGACGACUUCUCCCCCUCUGCACUCGGUAUUCAAGGCUGCGCGUGCGCGGAUGUCCUGCAGACUGUACCGGCUCCGGCCCGGGCGGGUGCACUGGCCGGGCGGGCCGUGGGAGUGUCUGUGUGUGAACGAGUGUGUAGGAAUACAGUCAGACGACAGUGAGAGGGAAACAAAAGAAGAUGCAUUUGGGGAAUAAAAUGUACUGUACACAAAGGGUUAAGUUUUAAGUAAAUCAACUCCAGAAAGGAAAAUAAAUGUGAUUUCAAUUUCA
This is a messenger RNA of Cololabis saira (Pacific saury), 10728 nucleotides long. It is a transcript of the gene wizb, whose product is annotated as WIZ zinc finger b. The record is from RefSeq and is a predicted model, not a curated record. Gene Ontology annotation, cellular component: nucleus. NCBI's taxonomy places the organism in Eukaryota, Metazoa, Chordata, Actinopteri, Beloniformes, Belonidae. Gene Ontology annotation, biological process: regulation of transcription by RNA polymerase II. Gene Ontology annotation, molecular function: RNA polymerase II cis-regulatory region sequence-specific DNA binding; DNA-binding transcription factor activity, RNA polymerase II-specific. The coding region runs from base 356 to 6352 and encodes 1998 amino acids. The transcript is spliced from 17 exons.